Salvia miltiorrhiza (redroot sage) is the source of this 1487-nucleotide messenger RNA. RefSeq names its product 11-beta-hydroxysteroid dehydrogenase A-like. Gene Ontology annotation, molecular function: oxidoreductase activity. The record is from RefSeq and is a predicted model, not a curated record. NCBI's taxonomy places the organism in Eukaryota, Viridiplantae, Streptophyta, Magnoliopsida, Lamiales, Lamiaceae.
AUGAAUUGAAGAAAGAAUUUAUAAGGAAAGGCAGCGAAAUCUAGAAUGGGCGUUCAGAAACGUGAAGAGAUAGAGUUUGGGAUGAAAAUGGCACCGCUUCAUGCAUCCAAAUACGUGUCACCAUCCAUACAUGCAGCAGUGCCACCAACCCUCCUAUCCUAUUUACACUUGCAUAUAUCAUCAUCAUCAUCAUCAUCAACCUUCAUUUUCAUUUCCGAUCAUUCUCAUCUAUCUUUCGUUUUGGCCUAAAUCUGCAACCAUGCUCGAACUAAUCCACGCCUUUCUCAACCUCACUGCUCCACCAUUAACCUACUUCUCCCUCAUGCUUUUCCUCCCACCUUUCCAAAUCUUCAAGUUCUUCCUCUCCAUCUUCGGCACCCUUUUCAGCGAGGAUGUCUACGGCAAGGUCGUCCUCAUCACCGGCGCCUCCUCCGGCAUCGGCGAAAGUCUUGCAUACGAGUACGCUAAAAGAGGGGCGUGCUUAGUUCUUGCGGCCAGAAGAGAGAGAAGCCUCCAAGAAGUGGCCGACACGGCGCGCUAUCUCGGAUCACCCGAUGUCCUUGUCAUACGCGCCGAUGUAUCCAAGGUCGACGACUGCAGGAGGAUCGUCGAUCAAACCAUGAAUCAUUUUGGAAGACUGGAUCAUCUGGUUAAUAACGCUGGAGUUACAUCAGUUGCGCUACUGGAAGAAGUCGACGAUGUUACUGAUUUCAGAGCUAUUAUGGAUGUAAACUUCUGGGGCUCUGUAUACAUGACUCGAUUUGCCGCCCCCUACCUGAGGCACAGCAGAGGCCGAGUCGUCGUGCUUUCCUCUUCUGCGUCGUGGCUGCCUGCGCCCAGGCUGAGUUUUUACAAUGCGAGCAAAGCCGCAAUGGCACAAUUCUUCGAGACGCUGCGGGUGGAAUUCGGGGCGGACAUAGGAAUAACCCUGGUUACGCCCGGAUUCAUAGAAUCCGAACUCACUCAAGGAAAAUUCUUGACAAAGGGUGGUAGGCUUGAAGUCGAUCAGGACAUGAGAGAUGUGCAAGUGAGCAUGAUCCCAAUCGAGAGGGCGGAGAGCUGCGCGAAGGCGAUCGUGAGGAGCGCGGUGAGGGGGGAGAGAUACCUGACUGAGCCGAGAUGGUUCAGGAUGACUUACCUGUGGAAGAUAUUCUGCCCGGAGGUGUUGGAGUGGAUGUACAGAAUGCUGUACAUCACGAGCCCGGGGGAUUCGAGCUCGGAGGCGCUCAGCAAGAAGCUCGUCGACUACACCGGAGCUAAGACUCUGCUCUACCCGGACUCCGUUCAUGUAGCCCAACCUAAGAGAGAUUGAUUUCUUGUACGCUUUUCAAUAAUAUUUGGAUCAUGUGUCUUUAAUUUUGAUUGUAUCUGUUAUGGGAGAUUUGUGGACUGUGUAUGUGUUGUUAAAUAGCCUCAUUGCUGUGUGUGUAUACGGCUAUGCUAAACAUUUAAAAUCAAGUGAGAGUCAAUCUUAAUUGCGGCGACAA